Molecule: messenger RNA, 2074 nt
Organism: Symbiodinium pilosum
Lineage: Eukaryota; Dinophyceae; Suessiales; Symbiodiniaceae
Source: the annotation of a GenBank genome assembly
AUCGGAAAUGGACGUCUGGACGCACGUGUUGUGAACGAGCAGGACCAGAAGGAGCUGAAGGAGAGGCUGAUUGGCAACCUGGACUUGCUGGAAAAAGCGGAAGAUGGAAAGCAAAUGAGGACGGUGGAUCGUCGAAGCCUGGGCUUUGUGAGAUUGGACUUUUAUGGGCAGACCCUACUCUUCUGCACCACGCACCUGAUGACUGCCAGCCGAGAUCUUUCCGGCAGAGUCAGAACUGAAGAGCUUUGCACCAUCAACUCCAUGAUGAGUGACCUGGUGAACCCUGACGACGCCGUCAUUCUCUGCGGCGACUUCAACAUCAACAGUCGUGGGGGAGCUCACGAUUUCAUCUGGACAAAGAAGUUCAUGAAGGGCGAAAAGGAUGUCGCAAAAGACCGUUUCGUGAAGGUGUUGGAUGAAUUCUCCUCCAUUAGCAUGGAGAAGUUCAAGAUUAGCCGCAAAACCAUCGGAGAGGUGCAGGAGAUUGACACAAACGGCGAUGCGCUCAUCAAGUUUGAGAAUGUUGGCGAGGAGGAGACGUCCGCUCGCCUUGAAUGGGUCUCCCAGAAAGACUUCAAGAAGCUUCGCUCUCUGGACCACACGGGCUACGAGAAGAAUGGCGAGGAGCGACGCUUCGUUUGGGAGCGGACAGAUGGGCGCGAGCUUAAGAUGCGCGAUGCCUACAACGAUAUCUAUGGCUCAAACGAAGCUUCGUCAACGGUCACAGGAAUGCGCGAAGAGACGAUCGACUACGUCUUUUUUGACGAGGACUUGCUCAGCCUCAAGGAGAAGAGCCUGCUGAAGUGCCAACGGGUCAUGCCCAAUGAUGAGGAGCCUUCAGAUCACAUCCCCCUGGUUGUGACCUUUGCUUUGCCCAGUGCAGAGGUGCAGCUACGCGAAGGAGUACGGCGGAUACAUCACCACCUUACUAGCCUGCUGAGUGAAGGAAAAACUGGCGAGAAGCUGGCCAUACAGGUGCUUCUGCCUCUGAUGCAGGAGGCCGUGGAAGCUGCACGGAAACAAAACCUUCGCUCCUGGCUCCUCUCGGGCAAUCGCCGCGAGGAGGAAGAAGGCGAUCCCUCUCCAAGGAAAGCCAUGUUGACUCGAAAGAUGUCACUGAAACAGCAAGAUCUGCCGAAGAGACCCGAGAAGAGGGGCCAGGGUGGUUUGCGCCAACCCAGCAGGGUGCCCGAAGGAGAUUUCUGCGUCCCGAAAGACUUCGACUGGAAGAUGUCCACGAAGGAGAAUUAUGUCCAAGAGAUUAUUGGCCAGGUUUCAGAUGAGAGCUAUGCGACAAAGUAUCGCGACUUUCGAAAGCUGUGCGAUGCCGAAUACCACGGCCUCUACAACAUGGAUCGGCAGACGUGGCAGGACAAGCAGAUUGAUGAGCUGUUAAAGGGCAAAACACGGGACACCCCACCGUGGCUGCUGUACACUUGUGGGCCCAUGGGGGUGGGAAAGAGCUUCACCCUUGAGUGGCUCAAUAAGGAAGGCUAUCUGAACAUUCAGGACAACAUGGUCAAGAUCGACCCAGACGCAAUCAAAGAAAUGUCGGCCUACAUGAUGGAGAUUGCUCAAGCUGCGGCAAUGGCCCAGAACCUGAAUGUUUGGGUGGAUGGAUCCUUAAAGGAUGCAGAAUGGUACGCCCAGCAGUUCGAGAAAAUUCGUGCAAAGUACCGCGACUACCACAUUGCGAUCUUCUAUAUCGGCGCUGAUGAGCAGACGAUCCUGAAUCGUGUGAAGCAGCGCGCGGAAGACCCAUCAAAUGGGGUCGUGCCACUGGAGCUCGUCCGGGAAUCCAUGGCCUCCAUGGUGACUUCGGCGAAGCAGACUCCAUUGACCACAGUGGAAUUUGGGAAGGCAAGGUUUCUGCUGGUUGAGUUCGCGCCGAAGCACAGGUCUCCGGGCACGAAUGGACACCACCCAGUCUAUGCGCACAUCCGUGGACUUUCCCCAGUCCUUGCGACCGCUGAGCUUGACCAGCGUGUCCUCCGAGAGUUUGGAGCUUCUUUGGCAGACUUGGCAGUUGAUUUUGGGAGGGCUUUGCUCAACCUACGCGGCACGCAGAUCUUAA